GAAAAAUCCAACAAACAAUGCAAGGGCGAACAACAUUUCUUUUGAUCACCACAUUGAUCAUUUCUCUGUUUCUUUGUGUAGUGUUGGCACAACAUCAAGAUGAACCACAACUUGUUACCAUACGAUAUGCACCAAUCACAAUAGUAAUCCAUGGAGGUACCAUCGUAACGCACGAUCUUGAAUUCAAAGGAACAGUAGUUAUUAAAGAUGGAAAAAUUGUUAAUGUGCUUCAUGAUGAUCAAAGUUACGAUCACAUUCUAAAACAAGAAGAGAAGGAGGAUCGUCAAGUCAGAUUAAUUGAUGCUUCUAACAGAUAUGUAAUGCCUGGAGGUAUUGAUCCUCAUGUCCAUUUGGCACUUAAAUUUAUGGGAACAAUUAGUAAGGAUGACUUUUAUCACGGAACAAGAGCUGCACUUGCAGGAGGAACCACCAUGAUUAUGGAUUUUGCAAUUCCAGCUAAAGGAGAAACUUAUCUUGAUAUUGUCAAUGAAUAUAAGAGGAGAGGAGAAAAAUUGGCUUGUGCAGAUUAUUCAUUCCAUGUUGGAAUUACAGGAUUUAAUGAAAAUACUGCUCAACAAAUGAAAGAACUUGUGGAAAAUCAUGGAAUUAAUAGUUUUAAAUUCUUCAUGGCUUAUAAGGGAGUUUUCCAAGUCAAUGAUGAGGAAUUAUAUAAUGGAUUCAAGACUGCCAUGAGUAUUGGAGCCAUUUCUCAAGUGCAUGCAGAGAAUGGUGAUUUGGUAGUAAAAGGCCAAACAAGGUUGUUCAAUGAAUUUAAUAUUACAGGACCUGAGGGCCAUCCACAAAGCAGACCUUCAAAUGUUGAAGCUGAGGCUGUUCGACGUGCCUCUGAAAUUGCCUACUCUGUUGGUAAUGCUCCAUUAUAUAUUGUUCAUGUCAUGAGUAAGGAAGCAAUGGAAGAAGUUGCUCAUGCUAAAGCAAAGGGCUAUAGAAUUGUUGGUGAGCCAAUCGCUGCUGGUUUAUCACUUGAUGACAGUGUAUAUUAUAAGGGCAGUUGGAUGGAUAGAGCAAGAUUUGUCAUGUCACCUCCAAUUAGAGGAAUUGAGGAUCAAAAGGCGCUUAUUGCAGGUCUUAAGAAUAGAAUUCUUGAUUUAACAGGAACUGACCACUGCACUUUCGAUAGUGAGCAAAAAAAGAUGGGUCUUGGUGAUUUUAGAAAGAUUCCAAAUGGUGUCAAUGGCUUAGAAGAUAGAAUGUCAGUUCUCUUUGAUAAACUCGUAGCAAGUGGUGAAUUAUCUCCAAGUGAUUUUGUUAGAGUUACCAGCACUGAAGCUGCUCAAAUCUUUAACAUUUACCCACAAAAAGGAGCUAUUCAAGUUGGAUCUGAUGCUGACAUUAUCAUUUUGAAUCCAAAUGCUACAAGAAUCAUCAGUGCUAAAACACAUCAUCAAAACAUUGACUAUAAUGUCUAUGAAGGAAGACAAGUAACAGGAGUUGUUGAAGUGACAAUCUCUAAUGGUAAAGUUGUCUGGGAAAAUGGUCAAUUAAAUGUGGAAGCAGGAAGUGGAAGAUUCAUUCCUAACAAACCAUUCGGUAAAAUGUUCAGAGGUUUACAAAGAGAACAGGAAACUAAGGCUCCAAUAAAAGUUUAAUAUUUCACAUU
Messenger RNA from Naegleria gruberi, 1621 nucleotides. RefSeq lists its product as uncharacterized. The coding region runs from base 18 to 1610 and encodes 530 amino acids. The record is from RefSeq and is a predicted model, not a curated record. NCBI's taxonomy places the organism in Eukaryota, Heterolobosea, Eutetramitea, Acrasida, Naegleriidae. Gene Ontology annotation, cellular component: cytoplasm; cytosol. The transcript has 4 exons. Gene Ontology annotation, molecular function: dihydropyrimidinase activity. Gene Ontology annotation, biological process: pyrimidine nucleobase catabolic process.